Messenger RNA from Manacus vitellinus (golden-collared manakin), 2513 nucleotides. RefSeq names its product EDAR associated death domain (gene EDARADD). Bases 1 to 1008 code for a protein of 335 amino acids. Lineage: Eukaryota; Metazoa; Chordata; Aves; Passeriformes; Pipridae. The record is from RefSeq and is a predicted model, not a curated record. Gene Ontology annotation, molecular function: protein binding. Gene Ontology annotation, biological process: signal transduction. The transcript is spliced from 6 exons.
AUGCGGGCUCCCGACGGACGCGCUCUCUAUCCCUGCGGGCGUCGAGGUGUGAGACCUCCCCUCCUUUCCUCCCCCCCCCUCCCGUUCGCGGGAGCGCCCUACCUGCGGCGGGGCGGUGCAGGAAGGGGGCGGCGCGGCGGGGCGGCGGUUCCGGGCAACGUCGGCGGGCGCUGCGCGUUCCUCGCACCGGGACCGCCGCCCCGCCCAUGGCCGCCCGCCAGGACCCCCUGCCCCCAGGUGAGGACCCCGCCGCGAGCCGGGCGGGCGGAGUGCACCAGGGGCGGUGGCGGCUCCCGGGGCCCCCACGGGUCCGGGACAGGCGCUGUGCGGGGCGCGGCCCGCCGCGACCACCUGCGGGCUAGUGUGACCCGGGGCCGCGGCUCAGGGGAGCCAGCAGAUCAUGCAGCAAAAGAGCCAGUGGAGGAUACAGAUCCAAGCACUCUUUCCUUAACAAUGACUGAAAAAUAUCCUGUCCAAGACACAGGAGUACCUAAAGAUGAAGAAUACCUUACAGAUCAAGUUACAUUGGAAAUUGCAUCUGUGAACAUCAAGACCCUUACACCAGAUUCUAGCCUAAUCCAACAGCCAGAAGACAAAGACACGCAAAACCAUACUGACGAAUCACUUUCAGAUCUCAAGAAAACCUGCAAGGAAAAUGUCACCUGCUCCCUGUGCUUAUUCCGUGCACCAACCAUCAGUGACAUGCUCAAUGAUGAGGACUUGUUGUACACAGUGAGGCUAAAGCUGGAUCCCUGCCACCCAACAGUGAAAAACUGGAGAAAUUUAGCAAGCAAAUGGGGGAUGACUUAUGAUGAAUUGUGUUUCCUUGAACAAAAGCCCCAGAGUCCCACCUUGGAGUUCUUGCUACGGAAUAGUGACCGGACUGUGGAACAGCUGAUUGAUCUCUGUAAAUUUUAUAAGAGAAUUGAUGUUGUGAAAGUGCUGCUGAAAUGGGUGGAGGAGGAAUGGCCCAAGAGAGGGAACAGAACUUACCAGAAUGACUUCUAGGUCAAAGAAAGUUGUCAGUCUGUACAUGUUAAAUGCUGGGACUAGCUGCCACUAAUACAUUGGAAGUUUCCCUUGCAAGAGAGAGAAAGCCUGUACUGACAGUUUGUAUACUGUGUAAGCCUUAUCUACUGUAUACACAUAUGUAUGCUCUGUACCCUCAGGGUUGCAAAGAUAGUAUUCCAAAAGGAGAGGGAAUCAUCCAGGUUGUGUUCUUGAACCUACAAAUUCCUUCAGCUUCUUUGCUGCUGUUGGUAGGCUUCCUAAGCAGAAGAGGAUUGAAAAAGCCAGACUGCUGGUUUUACUGCAGCAGUUGUGAACCAUGUCAGCUGUGUUCUGUUGCUAUUGGGAAAGCCACAAUUAGAAGGCAAGUCUCUUGGCCUUUCUGGUAACCCUUUCACAGUUUUGUCUCUUCUACCUAGUAGAAGAUGAGGUGUAUUUUUUUUCAUUUUUUGGGUUUUUUUUAAGCUUUGUGAUGCUGUUUUUGGCACAGGAACACCUCAGCGUUCCAAGCAGCAAUUUGGAUUUGCAUGUUACAAUUAAUUCAAUGUUUCAACAUCACAUUUGAGCAAGUUAAGCUUUAAGUCUCUUUUAUAAACAAGAAUAUAUUUGCCCUAUGAAGAAAUCAUGCAAUUCAGAGAGACUUUCCAACCCAUAAUCUCUAGGGGUAAAAAAAAACUAAUUAAAAUGCUCUAUACUUAAAAUUAUUUUCCAAAGUUUUGAAGACAGUGUAUACUCUGAGUGCAGGUAUCAAAUGCCUCUCACUUUCCAGUGUGAGAGGCUGUGUAAGCCUUAUCACUCACAGGGUAUCGUUAGUAUUGACUAUAACUUCCCUUUUCACAGGCUGUGGUUUUCUUCACAGUCCUGUGGGUUGACCUACUUUCUGCCCCACACCAAGGUAGUUGCACACCUGUGUGAAACUAGCACUGUGUAUUGAUUAGAGCCACUCUAAUGGGAAAUUACCAGGUGAAUUCACCUACAGUCCAGGUGGAUGGUUAUUAAAGCACUUACAAGUGGUUUAGACUGAUGUUUUUCAAAGGAUUUUGAUACUCUGAAUUACACUGUUUACAAUUUAAGUAUUUCAGAAAUUGGUCUUUUUCCUACCAUUCUUCUGACAUCUCAGACAAUACUAGUAUGUACAUAGGUGUAUAUACCAAAGCACUGGUGAAUGGUAUGUCAAGACAUGGGGUAAAACUAGAAUGGGUUGCAGGUUGAUACGCUGAUUACUUUUCUCUAGUAGAAAUAAUAAGAAUUAGUAGCAAAGCUGAGGGAAGUCUAAUGCUGUAUACUGACUUUCUUAUUGUAAGAGAAUGAAAAAGAACCUCUAGUAAUACUUUACUGUAAAUGCUGAGUGAUAUGGUUAACAGAGGGGCUGGAAGUAAAGAUGAACAUUUUCAGUGUCAGGCAUUAGUUCUGGGGUGGCAUAAAUUAAGUUUAUGUUAGUGACUUCCAGAAGCUGAAAAUCUUGUUUCAAGGUGAAAAGAGUGACCUAAAUUUGAGGUUUGAAU